This is a messenger RNA of Procambarus clarkii (red swamp crayfish), 111 nucleotides long. NCBI's taxonomy places the organism in Eukaryota, Metazoa, Arthropoda, Malacostraca, Decapoda, Cambaridae. The record is from RefSeq and is a predicted model, not a curated record.
CACACCACCCUCCCCAGUCCCAGUCUCCCACAGUCACCACACACCACCCACACACCACCCUCCCACAGUCACCACACACCACUCUCCCACAGUCACCACACACCACUCUCC